Messenger RNA from Culicoides brevitarsis, 3855 nucleotides. RefSeq names its product carbohydrate-responsive element-binding protein (gene Mondo). Gene Ontology annotation, molecular function: RNA polymerase II cis-regulatory region sequence-specific DNA binding; protein dimerization activity; DNA-binding transcription factor activity, RNA polymerase II-specific. Gene Ontology annotation, cellular component: nucleus. NCBI's taxonomy places the organism in Eukaryota, Metazoa, Arthropoda, Insecta, Diptera, Ceratopogonidae. The transcript is spliced from 2 exons. Gene Ontology annotation, biological process: regulation of transcription by RNA polymerase II. Bases 391 to 3441 code for a protein of 1016 amino acids. The record is from RefSeq and is a predicted model, not a curated record.
CGCACAAGUUGUUUUGCCUUUUUGUACGUUUUUAUUUAUUGCUUCUCGUUGCGAUAAAGGAAGCGAGAAAAAAACUGAAUUUCGUGUCAUUCGCAUCGGUAAACGGCGUGAAAAAAUCCGAAAAAAAGCUAAAAAAGCUCCUCUUGUCCCUGAAAAUAGUCCAAAAAUAGUGAAAAAUUAAUUUUAAUAAUUUUCGUCGCAAAACAAAUAAGAAAAAAAUAAAGAAAAAAAAAAUACAAAGCUGGCAAUGCACUAUUUUCGCUACAACAUAGAUUACGUAGAGAAGCAGAAUUUAAUGUGUUUUUAGUUUGAAACAAUAAAUAAAGUAAAUAAAUAAGCACGUAAACGCCACUUGCCAGCAAAUUAAGCAAACAACAAAAAAAAAAAAAGAUGAUGAUGGCAACGAACAUGAGCGAUAAUCGGCACAGUCACAGCGAGUCAAUUCAUUCGGGGCAAUUUAUGGUGUCGCAUCUGGAAAAAGACGACGACGAGGAGCCAGACGACGAAAAAGUCGUUUUGUCGCCGCAACAUCUUGCCAUGGACCAUGCAACCAGCACCGUAACCGCUGAUCCCGUUAUCGGUUCGACUUCGACGGUUCACAGCGCGCCCUACGUUCGCCCGUAUGGCAUGGAGUUGCAACGAUACGAUCCCAGCGCCGUCGCCCAUUACCAAAGAACUUCCUUCGACAUUGACGGAAAUUUAUCGCAAAUUUUUAAAACCUUAAAUUUGGCGUAUCAGCAAAAAUUGACGUCGCCCAAAUGGAACGCCUUCAAGGGCAUCCAGUUGCGAUGCCGCGAAAAAAUUCGCAUGAACAACGUGAUAUGGCGCUGCUGGCACAAUCAAUUUAUUUUGAAGCGCCCGACCAAAGUUUGUCAAUUUGCGGUGCCACUGGACACGGAUUUGCAUAGCAAACCGACGACAACGAUUCUCGAAGGGAAAUACUGGAAACGCCAGCCUUCGGUGAUUGUCGCUGAAUAUCAAAGAUGGCGUCGUAAAAAUGCCGCGACACUUCACGCAACGUCGCUGGCAAUCGCAAAACCCACAAAUGACGUUUCGUUCAGCGAAUGGAGCCCGAACACGGAUCAAAUGAUGCAGAAUUUCAUGCAGGACGAUUUCGGGGUGAAUUAUAAUUUCACCGAACCUUCUGCGAAAGCUGGGAGAGCAGAUUUCUAUCAGCCGAUCUGCUUGGAUAACGUCAUGGAGUUUGAUUAUCAGUUUUUGAACGAAAUGAACGAAUUUAAGCCGUUGCCCAGUGUGCCGGAGGAAGACACCACGGAGAUGCUCAAAGCUAUCGAUAAUGCUCCCAGCUUUGCCGAGAUGGAUUUGAACCUCAUGAAUGUCGAUCCGACACCGACAACGUCACAACAACAACAACAACAAUUUUGCGAUCAAUCCUUAUCGCUGUCGCAUCUUGGCGCAUCAAAUAAUGCAUUUAUUACGACAACGAAUAAUUCAUUGCACAUGUCGAUGACGCAACAGCAGCAGCCGUCGCCGCAACAACCGACGACAACUUCUGAACCGACUUAUCGCCAGAAGAAUUUUCGCGCCUAUUAUAAAACGCAAAAUCGGCGGGAAAGGAUUAAUUAUGAGAAAUCUCAGCCGACGGAGCAUCAAACGAGUGUUUAUAACCAAAUGAUUUUGCAGCAGCAGCAACAACAACAGCAGCAGCAGCAGCAACAAGCUCAGAAUUCGGUUAUAAAUUACCCGAAUAAUUUUAUGCAGCAACAAAAUAAUGCAAGUACGAUGCACGAGUCGCCGAUCCAGACGACGACAAAUAAUUUUAAUUUGAUCGGGCAGCAGCAAAUUCAGGGUGGCGGCGGAGUGACACUUACUAAUGCGGAAAUUGAAGGAGUUUUGACGCAAGUUGAUUUGAUGCAGGCUCAGAAUCAGAUGCAAAAUAUCAUUAAUAAUUCGCAAAUGAUGCAAAAUGCUCAUAUUUUCGGGUUGCAGCAACAACAGCAACAAACACAGGGAACAACUUUUCAAAUGAAUCGUCAAAUGAUGCGUCAACCAUCGCCGCCUCAAAUGACCUCAAUGAUGGAUCCAAACGCAGCUCAAACUCAACAACAAAACAUUUUCGGAUCUACCGUUCAACAGCAACAACCGCAAUCGCAACCCCAAAUAACCACAAAAGAGAUUGGUCGCAGCAACAGUUUGCCCGUAAAUUCGACAUUUCAAUCUGCCUUUGCGACGCACACCAAGGACGAGUCCUUUGCUAUGCCAAAAUACUCCCGUAGUCGCUCGCGUCAACGCAGCAACUCGAUAAAUUUGCACCGGACCGCCAACAAUGCGCUCUCUGGCAUGCAAUCGACCACGAGUGAGCCCAUGUUGAAUGCGAACGCCGGCAGUGCCUUACUUGUGCAAUUGUUACAGCAAACCAACAACACGAAUUUACUCACAAAACAUCAGCACAGCAUGUCCUCGAGCGCAUUAAAUGUCCCUUCGCAGCAACAACAAACGCCACAAAAUCGCAAAAAUUUGGCAAAACCAGCGCCGCUCCAGCAAAAAAGUCUCACAUUUCCCACGCCUGCAGUACAAAAUCCGUUGCAACAUCAAACCGCGAGCACCGGAAUGUCCUCCGCCAUUUUAUCGACACUCAAGAAAAACAUCCAGCAUCAGCCGACUUUUAAUACGAGCGGUUCUCCGGGUUUUUCGCCGUCAACAACAUCAAUUUCGCUCUCGACGCCAUCUUUGUCGCCCGAUUCCGCGCUCGAUAUUGACAUGCCAAUGUCCCCGCUAUCACGGUGCAGCAGCAGCAAAUUCUCCACGCCGAGUCCCAGUUCACGCGAACGCCCAUCGCGGCGCGCCGGGCACAUUCAUGCCGAACAAAAACGUCGUUGUAGCAUCCAACAUGGCUUCGAUACGCUCCAUUCGCUCAUCCCGGAGCUCCAAAGUAACCCGAAUGCGAAAAUGAGCAAGGCAGCAAUGCUGCAAAAGGGCGCCGCAUAUAUCCGCCAUAUGCAUAUCGAACGCACAAAUUUGAAGGAACGCAUGGAUUCGUUGCGCCAAGAAGUCGAAACACUCAACAACUCGCUGAGUCAUCUGCAAACCGCUCUUCCAGCGGACGGCGCGCCGCUCACAAAGCAACGCAAUAGUCGCAUGAAUGAACUUUAUGAAGCCUAUGUGCGUUAUCGCACCAAUGAAAACUGGAAAUACUGGGUUUUUGGCUUAAUUUUUGAGCCGAUGAUGCAAUCUUUUAAUGCCACGGUGUCAGUUGCCUCCAUGGAUGAUUUGCUCCGCACGACAAAUAAUUGGGUCGAUCAGCAUUGCUCGUUGAUUGAACUUAGACCGGCAAUUUCGAAUAAAUUGCGCGUUUUAUCGACAACGACAGACUUGCUGUCGCUCGAUAGACCGACCACGUUGCAACAAGAAGUGCAAAAAGCCAUGGCGAAAAGUAACAGUUGCGGCAGUAGCACAUCCAGUGGCUACCAAUCCAAGUAGAGUACAAGAAUUUUCAAAAAAAAGAAAAAAAAUUGCUCAUUUUUAUUUUGAAAUUUUUUUGACUUACCCAACGAUCGCGAAUAUUUCUUAUUUUUUUAUUUUCGUUUAGGAGUGCCUUAAAACAAAUUGUAUGAAAAUAAUUACAUCCGGUGACAAUUCGAUCGAAUUACUCAUUUUUAUUAGUCGAAGUUAAACAAGGCACGGCUGACAUAAAAAUCAGUCAAUCAUUUAAUUUGAGACUUUUUUUGAGAUUGUCUUAUUUUAUCAAUUGGGUUGAAAAUAUUUCAAGUCAAAAGAAAAUUUAAAGCUUUUGCUUGAGAAUAAAUCAAAAUUUAAAGUUAAAAGGCUUAAAAGUCAAAAGUAAAAGUUUAUUAAGCUAAUUUACUUUUUCUUAAGUUAAAGUUUUAAGUCAAU